ACCCCGAAAUUCUGAAUCGUAAUAGACGCGCGUUGGUGAACUCGACCUGGCCCUUCGCUCUCCAGCUGAUGGAUGGUGAUGGAAGACCAGAAGAUCAUGGCGGCAAGACUCCAAUAGUCCAAACCAAACAAACCUGAUGGCAGUUGAAUGGAAGCCUUUCCUUUUAUCCGUUUCCUAAACCUUUUUCCUAGUAGCUGUUAAAAAGGACAGAAGAAAACGGCUUAUUUCCUACUUCUCUAGUGGACUGAGGACCCACCCCCUCCAUAUUCUAGACUUCUGCGAAUUCUCCAUAUUCUAGACGUGCGCAUAAAUAAACCAACAACAGAGUACACGCGCCAUUAGAUCGAAGCAUCGGUUUCUCUCUUCCAAUAGAACCCUAGAUAAUCAGACGCUCUCACGGCGACAUGGGUUGCUCCUCUUCUCUUCCGGAUAGGACGACUUCUGGACGGUUGGAUAGUUUGAAUUCUCAGGUUGUCGGAGCAACCGAGUCAAAAAAUGCGAGAGUGAAGCUGGUGCUGCUGGGGGACUCUGGUGUUGGUAAAAGCUGUAUUGUUCUUCGCUUUGUCCGUGGACAGUUUGAUCCAAAUUCCAAGGUGACUGUUGGAGCUUCAUUUUUGUCACAGACAAUAGCUUUGCAUGAUUCUACAACUGUAAAAUUUGAAAUUUGGGACACUGCAGGCCAGGAAAGAUAUGCUGCUUUGGCACCCCUUUACUAUCGAGGAGCUGCUGUUGCAGUUGUUGUAUAUGAUAUAACAAGUCCUGAGUCAUUCGACAAAGCUCAGUACUGGGUUAAGGAAUUACAAAAGCAUGGGAACCCUGAUAUUGUCAUGGCUUUGGUAGGCAACAAAGCUGAUCUUCAUGAGAACCGUAAAGUACCCGUUCAAGAUGGUGUGGACUAUGCAGAGAAGAAUGGGAUGUUCUUUAUUGAGACAUCUGCAAAGACAGCAGAUAAUAUUAAUGAGCUGUUUGAGGAAAUUGCUAAACGUUUGCCCCAAGUUUCCUCUUCAUGAUUGCAGAUGGAAUAUCAAUUGUACUACAGAAGUACAGAGUACAGAACUUAUAUGUCCUACAACUUAAUUGUAAUAUAGAAUUUGUUUAUAGUGUUUAUCACCCUGUGAUCUUUGUUCUAUAUUAUGCUGGGGGUUUUCUGUUGGAUUUGACCAUUAGAUAAAGAUGUUAGAUGUGCAUUAUACUAAACAAGGGACUGUAUGUAAGCAUAGGUUAUUUGUGAUGUCUAAUGCAGAAUACAGAGAAAAAGAAACCAGUCCUUGCAAAGUUCCCCAA
Molecule: messenger RNA, 1284 nt
Organism: Nelumbo nucifera (sacred lotus)
Lineage: Eukaryota; Viridiplantae; Streptophyta; Magnoliopsida; Proteales; Nelumbonaceae
Product: ras-related protein RABF1-like
Molecular function (GO): GTPase activity; GTP binding
Source: RefSeq, a predicted model, not a curated record